ACAGGUUUUGUUUCCCAAUCCCCUUCAAAUAGCAAGAACUGUGAAUACCGUUACUACACCUAAAGAUCAUCCUAGUUCGGACUCCAUUGCCAGAUAUUUCCUGCCUAAAUUUCCUUAUUCCCUAAACGUCCUCCAACUCUCUCCUUCUUUCACUUUCAUGUCGUUUAAUCUCUAAAGGAAAGAGUUAGUUUGUCUGCAUGUAGUCUUGCUGUGAUAAUGAGGCCAAAUUCAUCAUUUUGAAAGCUCAUCUAGACCAUCUCUUCCCUGCGAACCGAUAGCUUAGCCUCUGUUUCACCUGGUUAUUUCUCUUUCUUUAUUCAAUGAGCCAGUUGCACUGGUAACAGAAUCAUGUUUUGAUGCUUGGUUCUAGUAGAUUAGCUCUAAAUAAAAAGGUCUGUCGUCAGUCCCAACAGCAACUCUCUACCUUGAAUAUUAACGGAGAUAUCUCACCUUGACAAACUCGAUUUAUGACGUCAUCCACUGCGGUAGUGCAUAACAUGAUACCUCCUACCGUGGUGGAUAACAUCAUAAAUCAAGUUUUUAUAGUCGAGAUACCUUGGUUAGUAUUCAACGUAGAAAUUUGCUGUUUGGCCAGAUCUCAUCAUUUUUAGUUGAUCUGCAUGAGUAAAGUAUCAAAACUCGAUUCUGAGACCAGCACAACUGACCUAUUCUUCCACUCCAAUGUUUUAUUUCCAUUGUUUCAAGUCUAAAUUUUUUUGCAAUUACCUGUUUACUCUGCUCACUAGAGGUGUUGUCAGCUAAGUAGGCACUCGUUUAUAUUCCACUUGAAAGCGAUAGACGCCGUUAGUUGCGAUGUCAUCAUAUGGAUUCUCCAUUAUAUCAAAUUGGAUCCAAACAAUAACAUUGGAGUAACCUCUUUCAAUGCUACUAAUGCGAAUAAAUCGAUAAAUAUCGCUUUUUUGUGAUGUGCCACCAAUAGCGUCUAUUGCGAUGCAAUUGUCCAACAGCAAUAGGGGAUAUACGGUAGCCUGACUUUAAGCUUAGUCAAUCCUCGAUUACUGUUGGACGACUGCAUUGUAGUUGCUUGCAAACGAUAUGUAUUCAAGUGCCAACUUAGCUGACGACACCUCUACCUCAAGUUAGCAGCAUUACUUCUGAUAGUUAAGCACUAGUUUUUCCUACCUCUUGAAGGCAUAAAGUUGUUUGACCAAUUUUAUCUACUACAACUACUGUCUACUACUGUCAACCUUCUCUGGUAUUGAAUCUUGCAACACUCAAGAAUAUUUAUUUUUGGUUCACAGUGUACUCUCUCUUCUUAAUCUAAUAGAGUGGGUAUGUUUUCAAAACCAUUCAUUUCUUUAAGUUCCAUGUACAACAAUGCUUACUUGUCACAUUUUUAUGUCUUUGAUGGUAUUUUGCUCAAAGGAGUCAACAUCUCAAAAUGGCAGCAGCUAGGGUAACAUUAACUGAUGCCUUAUCCAACGUUGACGCCUCAGAUGAGCUUACAUUACCUGAUGAACUACCACUUAUCGAAGCUUUGCCAUGCUCUGUCAUUUAUCAAGCUAACUUUGAUACCAACUUCGAAGACCGGAAUGGGUUCGUCACUGGCAUAGCAAAGUACAUUGAAGAAGCCACUGUUCACGCCAGUUUGGGAAGCUUCACAUUCCUGCUACUUGACCACCGUUAAUCUGUCUAAUUGAAUGGAUGAUAAAUGAUAAUUUAUGAUUUUUUGAAAAAUCUUGCUUUUUCAAGAUAAUUUUGAGAAAAAUGAGAGGAAAUCAUAAGUUUUUAGCAGUGAAUGAAUAAUAUCAAGAACUACCGAUAACAUGCUUAAAUCGAUACUCAGAAAAAAUGAUAUGACUCUUUCACUCUUACCUAAAUCAUUACAGAGCUACUGCAGGAUUAGAAACAUCAUAUCUAAAAAGUUAGUUCUAUGCAAGUGUUUUCAACUUGAAGCAGACAUUUUGAAAAUAGGUAGAGGCAUCUAUUUUAGAAAACAGGCAGAUAUUUAUAUAUGUCUUUGAUGGACGGUCAUUUGAACCUUGAUUUCAAUUUUAAAGAUUUAAAACUAUCCAAGGAAUCCAUUGCCGAUCGACCUUUAAAUGUAAAUGUACCCAUUUUUGAACCUUUAUAGUAUAUGCACUGAAAACAGUCAAUAGGUUUUUUCAUUGAGGCUUAAUCGACACCGGUUUUGGUCAUUUUAAAAAUUCAGAGCUUUGCCAUGUUGUGAAUUUGAAGUUUUCAAUCUACUAAUCCUGUAAAAUAUCCAUUUGUAAUGCUCCAGAAUGAACUGUUGGAAGAUGGCUUGGAACAUGCAGUCAUGCUGUACACGUGGUGAUGUUGCUCUGGAGCCAUACCGCAAUCAAAGUCCAAUGAGCAGCCGAACUGGGUGGAAAUCUAUGAAAAGACUAUUAAAGUAUUAGCUCCUGAAGUGAACAAGCUGCUUAAUAUCAUGUAUUUUCAGCGAAAAGCUAUUGAAAGAUUUUGUGCAGAGGUAAAAAGGCGGUGCCAUGCUGAAAAGAGGAAGGAUUUUGUGUCUGGAGCCUACUUGCUCACCUUAGGAAAAUUUAUCCAUACGUUUGUGGUGCUAGAUAAACUGAAAAACAUGAAAUCAUGUGUGAAAAAUGAUUAUUCUACCUCGUGUCGUGCUGCCCAGUUAUCGAAAGUUAUGGCAGAUUCACACAUCCUGCAAGAGUCGCAGAAUUCAUCCAUGUUUCUCGCUUCACAGAACAAAAUUCGAGACACGGUGAAAGAGAAUUUGGAAAAAAUAAUCGGUUACAAAGAGCUUCUGUCUGAUGUUGUCAAUCUGUGUGUGCAAAUGUUCGAAACAAAGAUGUACCUGACUCCCACCGAAAAGCACAUGCUGGUUAAAGUUGUCGGAAAAUCGGAAGCUACAUUUCGUUCGUGCGUUAGUUAUUCGCUUGGUUUUUGUCUGUUUUUCUAACUUAAUAAAUUGGAAGAUGCAAAGAUUCAGUUGGACGCGAAUAUUAAGUACAUUCCAAUGCGUGGGAGGAGGACAAGCUGGGGCCGUGGGCAUGUAGGACCACCCACGGAAAUAAUUGCUCCACAACCUGCACAGCAACCUCCACCGCAGCCUUUACCACAACCUCCUCUGCAAUCAGCACCUGCACCGAUUCCUCCACAGGAGCCAUGAUGUCUGGGAGAAAUAACAAUCAGUUCCGAAGAGGAGCCGCCAUCCGCAGACUCAUUGAGAACUGAUGCUUGAAUCAGGCAGCCUAGAACACAUGUCUUGAAAGAAAAUGCCAACUAUUUUCGUUCCUCAAUGAUUACCUUUAGACGGAAUUGACGCUGCUCAUAAUUGUUUUACUUCUCUCUUACUGCCUUUUUUAAACAAUAUAUAUUUUUUUUAAAUUUAAUGAUCAUUUUGUUUACUUGCUAAUUAUAAUAUUCAUUUAUUAGUGUUUAAAUACGUUAGUGAGUUGCUUGUGUAACACUGAUUUUUGUUCCUUUUUUUGGAAACUUGAAUGAAUUUCAUGCGCUCAUGUAAACAAGCUCGUUCUUAGACUAACAGUGCAAA
Messenger RNA from Bemisia tabaci, 3499 nucleotides. The record is from RefSeq and is a predicted model, not a curated record. Lineage: Eukaryota; Metazoa; Arthropoda; Insecta; Hemiptera; Aleyrodidae.